UAAUAAAUUAAGAUAAUGAUAAUAUCUCGGAGCCGAAGUUUAUACAACUCUGUGCGCUCAAUAGCGAUACACUUUCACCCCGCCGCAAACAUUCAAAGCGCAAUCGUUUCGAAAUCGAUCAAUGCCAUUGCCAGUCGAGGCAGUAGUGUCGCCGGAUUUGCCAGUGCUACUUCGUCAGCGAAUACAAGGAAAAUGGCUGAUAAAUUAACUCAAGAGAACCGUGAUACACAACUUAAUCCAUUGCUAAAAGCGGGAUGGAAGGUACAAAGCAACAGAGAUGCUAUUGAAAAGGAAUUCCAAUUCAAAAACUUCAAUGAAGCUUUCGCAUUUAUGACCAGAGUUGCUCUGCUUGCUGAGAAAAUGGAUCACCACCCAGAGUGGUUCAAUGUUUACAAUAAAGUACAGGUGACACUCUCAUCUCAUGAUGUUAAUGGCCUCAGUCAAAGAGAUAUCAAGAUGGCAACAUUCAUGGAUAAAAUUAUGAACUAAUGGUAUGGAUGGACAGGACCAGAGAAUUUAUUUAAUAAAAACAAACUUAUUAUGUACUAUAUGUGAAUCAGUGGAAAACACUUCAUAUAUUGCUGUUACUAUUUAUUAGCAAAAUAUAUUUGUAAUUGUUUAUAAGAAAUAAUACAUAUAUUGUGA
This is a messenger RNA of Zerene cesonia (dogface butterfly), 645 nucleotides long. It is a transcript of the gene Pcd, whose product is annotated as probable pterin-4-alpha-carbinolamine dehydratase. NCBI's taxonomy places the organism in Eukaryota, Metazoa, Arthropoda, Insecta, Lepidoptera, Pieridae. The transcript has 3 exons. The coding region runs from base 16 to 489 and encodes 157 amino acids. Gene Ontology annotation, biological process: tetrahydrobiopterin biosynthetic process. The record is from RefSeq and is a predicted model, not a curated record. Gene Ontology annotation, molecular function: 4-alpha-hydroxytetrahydrobiopterin dehydratase activity.